Penicillium robsamsonii is the source of this 741-nucleotide messenger RNA. RefSeq lists its product as uncharacterized. NCBI's taxonomy places the organism in Eukaryota, Fungi, Ascomycota, Eurotiomycetes, Eurotiales, Aspergillaceae. The annotation marks the transcript as partial. The transcript has 3 exons. The record is from RefSeq and is a predicted model, not a curated record.
GCCUGGGUCCAUCAGCCCGACGGGAGAGGGACGUGGGGCAUCUUAUCAACUUGCAUUCUCACAAUCAUUCUCUGUUGCUGGACAUCCGUAUCUCCAAACCUGCCUGCCCAGACCGACGGUGCGUUUAAAAAAUGGAGAUACAAAUUCGAUCUUGCUUGUAUUGCGCUCCUUGGAUCUGAAUUUCUAUUGAUGAUAGCUCUUGGCCAAUGGUCAUCUGCACGCCGUUCAGACUUCCACGAGGCCGGAUGUAAGAACUGGACUAUCAAGCACGCGUUCUUUGCCAAUAUCGGAAGCUUUUGGAUCGAACCGCCGGAAAUAGACCUUUUACCAUCGUUCCCUUUGGACGCCCAGCAGCUCUAUAUCCUUGUCAAGGAGGAGUAUAUUGAAUACCCACGUUUAGAAGAGGAAGAAAUCAAAGAUAAGAGUAAAUCGGAUGGACUGGCUAGAUUGAUUACAAUAGCCCAAGCCCUUUGGUUCUCCUUCAACUGUAUCUUUCGCUUUGCUCAGGGGCUUUUCAUUACUUCCCUCGAGCUUACUACUCUCUCCUUUAUCCUGGUCUUUCUCGUCACAUCAUACUGCUGGUAUCAUAAGCCCAUAGAUAUCAACAGACCAAUCAUUUUGUGGCCUAAGAAAUCUGUGGCUAUAAUUCGGAGCAAUCUUGAUCGACAUUCCGAAUCGAAGUGGUAUGAAACACCCCUCGAGUUCCUCUCGCGGGAUGAGUGGUUUUGUUCUAGAUUUUAG